UUGAUAUUUCGACCGUCUUGAUUUGUGCUGUUUUGUCUAAUUAAGGUCCCAUAUAUCAAAGGAAAUACACAUUAUUUUUUACUUUUAUUAAAAGAGACUUUAUUAAGAUACUAUGAUGCUGGGCAGUAUAGAACGAUAUUUAAGCAUCGUUUGUUAUGGAUUGAUACUUUUUAUAGACAUUGCCGAUGCGUGCAAUAUGACUGCCGUUAACACGUGCACAGAGAUUUUAAGCCGCAGUAGUGACGCCAGUGUGAUAACUGACGGUAUUUCCGCCAUCCCGACUGUACAACAGUUGAAGAAAUUAUGCGGCGCAAUGGGUGAUUUCAAGGCAUGUUAUAAACCGAAAGCAGCAGAAUGUUCUGGAGAUGUUGUUUUUUCAAUGACGUUUGGUACAAUAGAAAAUACGAUAGAAUAUUUAUGUGUAGAAGGGUAUCAAGAUAUCCUACAGUAUGCGAGCUGCUGGAAUCAAACGGAAGUUAUAGCAGAUUCAACAAAAUGUCACGUGACACAGAAUAACAUGAUUUCCGCCCUGCAUAAUCAACAAAAGACGGGAAAUUUAAAUUCAACAACGAUGAGAACCUACUGGUGCAACAUAUUAGAUAACACGACAGCAUGUAUGCGAGAAGGAGUAAAGACGAGAUGUGGGGAAGAACCAGGAUGUAUUAUGCAUACAAUGAUGUCACGUGCACUGAAAGGUCUAGCGGCACUUAUGAGAUGUCCAACACCGGCAUCAUGCCAGUUGCAUUCGGAUGGAAGUGAACAUACACACGGGGACACGCAUCCGGAUCACGGAACAACGUCUGAUAGAGGACAUUCAGAUGGCACAAUUCACAGACAUGGCAAUACACAUGAUGUCCACAACAACAAUCAGCAUCCCUCUGGUGGCAGACACUCGGACGGCUCGCAUCAUACACCUGGCGAUUCUCACACUGACCAUCCCGGCAAGGCAGACGCUGAAGGGACGGCAAAUAAUCAGAACAAAAAUACGGCCGCAUCUAAAAGUCUUUCAGUUAUUGUAUCAUUUUUUGCAAUAGGUAUUCUUGGUGCUAAUAUUAUGUCUUGAUUAAUUCAUUUUUGUUAA
Molecule: messenger RNA, 1081 nt
Organism: Ruditapes philippinarum (Manila clam)
Lineage: Eukaryota; Metazoa; Mollusca; Bivalvia; Venerida; Veneridae
Exons: 6
Coding region: 113-1063 (316 amino acids)
Source: RefSeq, a predicted model, not a curated record